Messenger RNA from Andrographis paniculata, 764 nucleotides. Its product is annotated as 40S ribosomal protein S11-like. The record is from RefSeq and is a predicted model, not a curated record. The coding region runs from base 82 to 561 and encodes 159 amino acids. Lineage: Eukaryota; Viridiplantae; Streptophyta; Magnoliopsida; Lamiales; Acanthaceae. Gene Ontology annotation, molecular function: structural constituent of ribosome. The transcript has 6 exons. Gene Ontology annotation, biological process: translation. Gene Ontology annotation, cellular component: ribosome; cytosolic small ribosomal subunit.
AACCAGCAUACGGCAAGAAGGUACUCGGGUAGUCUUGCGGCUGAGGGCAUCGUUCCAUUCUCAAGGCGCCGUCGAUCAACCAUGGCAGAACAGACCGAGAAGGCUUUCUUGAAGCAACCCAAGGUGUUUCUCAGCUCGAAGAAGUCGGGUAAGGGUAAGGCACCAGGGAAAGGAGGCAACCGUUAUUGGAAGAGCAUCGGAUUAGGGUUCAAAACUCCCCGCGAGGCGAUUGAAGGUACCUAUAUUGACAAGAAAUGUCCAUUCACCGGCACUGUGUCCAUCAGAGGCCGUAUCCUUGCUGGGACGUGCCACAGUGCCAAGAUGACUAGAACAAUUAUUGUUCGAAGGAACUACCUGCAUUGGGUGAAAAAGUAUCAAAGGUACGAAAAGAGGCAUUCAAACACUCCAGCCCACAUCUCCCCAUGUUUCCGUGUCAAAGAAGGCGAUCAUGUGAUCAUUGGCCAAUGCAGGCCACUGUCAAAGACGGUGAGAUUCAAUGUUCUAAAGGUGAAUCCAGCCGGUUCUUCUGGUCGUGGAAAGAAAGCCUUUACCGGGAUGUGAGUUUUGAAUUCUUGAAGUUUUGGAGAUGAAUUUUCAAUUUUCAAUUCGAACCAGUAGCACCUAUUUAUUACAUGUCUUGCAGAACUCUUUUGAGCAAUUUUCAUCUGAUGAAGAAUAUGCUUGAUAAACAACAUUUAUGUCGGAUUUUUCGCUCUCUUAUUACAAAGCCUUAGUAAUUUACAAAAAGUGGCGGCAUUAGUGAA